Molecule: messenger RNA, 3182 nt
Organism: Carassius gibelio (silver crucian carp)
Lineage: Eukaryota; Metazoa; Chordata; Actinopteri; Cypriniformes; Cyprinidae
Product: carcinoembryonic antigen-related cell adhesion molecule 1
Exons: 6
Coding region: 1026-2024 (332 amino acids)
Biological process (GO): regulation of T cell proliferation; T cell receptor signaling pathway
Cellular component (GO): external side of plasma membrane; plasma membrane
Source: RefSeq, a predicted model, not a curated record
UCUUGACAAUAACCCAUAGAUUCUCUCUGGGGUUCAGGUCUGGUGGGUUUGCUGGCCAGUCAAUCACACCAACACCAUGGCAAUUGAACCAAAUUUUGGUGCUUUUGGCAGUGUGGGCAGGUGAACUUUUCCUUGACAUUCUAAUUUAUUGAGAAGCACCUGUAUAUGCGCCUAGCAUGCCUAGAAUUGUAAAAUAUGUUCAAAUGUUAAAAAUAGUGUAGUUUUCCAACUUGGAUAGCUUCAAAACACAAAACGAAAGUCUUAAAAUAGCAUUCCACUUUUUGUAUAAAUAAACGUGAGGAAGUCGCUUUUAAAGAGCUUCCUCUGACAACCUUGAGAUGCAACUGAAACUUGUGUGCAGCAGCAGGCAGUAAUUUAGGUCUGAGAAACCCAUCCAUGCACUGACUUUGUGGUCAUGGUACAGUUUAUUCUUUUUGUAUCAUAUCUACAUUUUCACACGUGACCUAAAUGAUAGCUUCCCUGCAUCACACGUGCUUACAACCUCCCACACUGUGUGGUUAAAAUAACUAGACCGGUUUUUCAGUGCAUAAAAAUGCUCUAUAGAAGAGGUGGAGAUAGUUUCAAGUAAAUGAGGUAUGGAGGACAUUUGUUUUAACCAUUUGAACUCCCUUGCAGUUUUAGUUUUUCACAGCUGAAGGCCAAGAUGUUACUGCACUAUUGUAGUUUAGACAAUGGGUAACACCUCUUUUAUAUUGGUCCAAUGAAUGAAGCUCAAAAAAAAAAAAAAAAACUUUUUUGAUUGGCUAAUGUCUGUGUGAACAGAUAAACUUCGUUGGGUGUUUGACAUGGAGUAAACGCAUGAGCACAUAGUGCUCUUGAUUUUCAUGACUUAAAUUAUUGGUAUUUAAAAGGAUUUUAAGCUUUAGUUUGCUUUUCUUUCAGUCUACAAAUCUUAGUAUUACGACCCUGUUUCUGAAUUUCUGACUAAAAUUACACCGCUACCUCAAACCAUCAUCACUUCUUCAUUUGCACCAUCAUGUGUUAGAACAUCAGGUCUCUGCAAAAUGAAAAAGAGGAUGCCGUUUCGGAAAUAUGCAAUGAUAUUAUCAAAGUGUAACGCUGUGACUACAUGUGCGUGGAUUCUGCUUUUUUUGUUUCCUGCUGGACACGGAUUAUUUAACAGCACCUCAGUUCAGACUGUUCAUCGAGGAAUGUCAGUCAAUAUCAGCUGUAACUAUAAACCAUCAAAUGACACAGAAAGUUUCAUAGUGGAACUGCAAACUAACAAUAAACUGUGCUCAGCAAGGAAAAUGAACACUUCAUGGAAAGAACAUCUAUGCUGCAAUCACUGUAGAUUCAUCUGGAGUCUAGAAACUGUGCAAAUGACAUUUGAGGUUUCAAACUUGCAGAUAAAUGAUACUGGCACAUACAAAUGCAUUGUGACAAGAUCCAUACCACCUCCUUCUGUGACUUUAAGAGAAGAAAGAACAUUUGUCCAAGUGAUCGCACAACCCACUGUGUCUGUGACACAUGUAAGAGCAAUGAGUGGAUUUCCCAUGAUGCUUUGUAUCUCUGAGGGGUUUUACCCUUCUGGUCUAGACCAGAUGUGGAUUAGAAACGGAGAAUUUCUGAACGGCUCUCUCACACACAGCAUUAACAAAACCAACCCAGACAGCUCAUUCACCGUCCAUUCAUACUUGAAUACAUCUGACUGUGUGAACUACUCGUGUUGGGUAAACCACUCAUCCCUGAGCCAACCAACAAUACACCACAUGAGUCCUAAUGAAUGUUACAGGAACAAAGCUCUCUUUAUAGAUGAGAAUGUAUGGAUAAUUGCGGUGACCUCAGCGAUGAUGAUUCUCACCAUACUGAUUCUCACAGUUGUGUGCGAGCGUUCCAGAAGAGCACAACACAAGUCUCCUGUAAGAAUGAAUGCUGCACCUGCUUCUGAUCUCCAUUCUCAGGUGGAGUAUGAAGUAUAUUCAAUGUUGGGUCACCAUCGUCCAGUCCCAUGCAGCCCAGUCAGUGUUCGCUCAUCUCCAAAUGAAGACAUUUUACUUUGAUAGAUUUCUUGAUCCACUUAUAUCUUGUUCACCAACCUGAUAACAACUUGUGUAUGUAAUAUGGAGUUAUAUAAUUUAUACAUGAUUAUUUAAUCAUGCAUAAACUUGGCUGUAUAUAUGUUGACAAAAUAUAUGACACAUACAAAUUAUUAUUAAGUCUAUGUUAUUUGCCAGAUUCAGCUCUAAAAAUCCAGUGAAGUGGCUUCCUGAGUUUAUUUUCUUUCCUGUGCUGGCUUAUGAAAAAAAAUAUACUCUAUUCAUGUCACAUGUUGUUUGCAUGUUUUCCCUUCCAUUAACCUUGCAUGUAGACACUGUGUGGUUAAAAUAACCACUCAACAGUUAUCUGAAUACUUAGGGAAUAAAAUGUACAUGAAAUGACUUGACCACGAUAAGCUGUAAAACACUGUAACAUGAAAUAUAUGAUUGGACAAUUAUGAAGGAGAACAAAUGUAGUGCUUGUAAAUAUAUGUUUUUUGCAUAUAGUUCUGAGAUUAAGGUUUGAAGCAGUGCUAGAAGGUCUUCUGUCAAAGGGCAUUCAACUUGAGGAAUCUCAGUUAUAUUGAAUGGCUGAUAUAUUUUAACUCAACUACAUUUACAAGAGAUACAAAUAGAGAAAGAUAAAACAAGCAUGAGUGAUAAAAUACCUGUAUAAAGUUUACUAAAUAACCUUUGUUGCAUCCUCUUUAUGAUAAGUCUUCAAGUACAUGAAGUUUGGUUUUAUGAAGAAAUUAGAUUAUAAAGAAAGAUCAAGUAUAUAAAAGAGAUAAAGACGAAUGUGAAUUAAGACGUUAGCAAUUGUCAUCCAGAUGACGUGCCAGUGUUUAAGUACACAUAUUACAUGAAUGUAAGUAAUAUAAAUAAACAAAUAAUGUUACUAAAUAUAUGUUACCUAUAUCAUUUGUACAGUACUGUUGAUAAAUUGAAGUGCAUCGGUCUUAGAUAAAAAGCAACAAUGUUGUGUUUAAUGUUAAGAAAAAUGUUUUGUGAAUUAUUGAGUUGUUUAAGUGGCAAGUUAUUCAGGAAGAUUGUAAGAACUGUAUGACAAUCUGUUAUGUACAGUAUGUGUUAAACAGUGUUGAGCAUUAUUAUGCCACCUACUAUCUGAGUUUUACUUUUGAGCGAGCUAAUUUAUUUCAUUAAACUUUGGUUUUUACUUAA